ACACACAAAGCUCUAGCGUUUCCGGCCAGCUCAGCGCGUCAGUCCUGUGGUGUUGUCAGUUUACAGCCUGUCAAACACUGGGACCAGUCACCUGUAACAUUUACUGGGCGGUGGAGAAACACCAGUAGACGGCGGAGAGAUGGUUCUGCUGACGAUGAUCGCUCGGCUGGCAGACGGUCUGCCUCUGGCCGCUUCAAUGCAGGAGGACGAGCAGUUGGGUCGGGAUCUUCAGCAGUACCAGAGUCAGGCUAAGCAGCUCUUCAGGAAACUCAAUGAGCAGAGUCCCACACGCUGCACUUUAGAGGCUGGUUCCAUGGCAUUUCACUAUUUUAUAGAGAAAGGAGUGUGCUACCUUGUGCUGUGUGAAGCCAGCUUUCCCAAGAAGCUGGCCUUUGCUUACCUAGAAGACCUGCAGGCAGAGUUUCAUGAGCAACAUGGAAAGAAGGUUCCCACAGUAUCCCGGCCUUACUCCUUCAUUGAAUUUGAUACCUACAUCCAGAAAACCAAGAAGUCGUACAUUGAUAGUCGAGCGAGAAGGAAUCUGGGCAGCAUCAACACAGAGCUCCAGGACGUCCAGAGGAUCAUGGUGGCUAACAUAGAGGAGGUGCUGCAGAGAGGAGAGGCUCUCUCCGCGCUCGACUCAAAGGCCAGCAACUUGUCCAGCCUGUCAAAGAAGUACAGGAGUGACGCCAAGUAUCUGAAUACCCGCUCCACCUAUGCCAAGCUGGCAGCUGGUGGUGUGUUUUUCAUCAUGCUCAUUGUCUAUGUACGCUUUUGGUGGCUCUGAGAGAGAAAGAAGAGAAGGAGAAGAAGAAGAGGAAGGAGGUAUUGAAGUGGAAAAUGAGCUGCACAGUCUGCAGACACUAAGAAAAGCUGUCACCUUUGACUAAAAACAGGAUCCCUGCUCUUAAUAAGACUUUACAGACAUAUGAUCACCCAUUUCGUUCUCGCCUGUCCAUCGAUGUGUGAUCUGAAUAUAAAUGAUGUCAUAAUACAUAGUUUUAUUAUUAACGUUUAUGUUAUAUUGAUUGCUUUGUUUUUGAAGGCAAUUUGUGUGCAAGUGCGGAGGAAAAAUGAAGAGAAAAAGAAAUUUCCUGUUUUGUGAGUAUCCAAAGUUGUACUGUACUGUACCAAGAGUGACUGAUUAAAUCUUGUAUACUGCCUAGUAAUACAGAAAAGAGCAACAAAAAAAAACCCCAACUUUUUUUCAUCCUGAGCAUGUCAUAUGCGUAUUGCUGUUCCUUAACAUAAUCAUAGUUGUAAUGACUUCACAAGCCUGGACAUUUACACAUAUUUAAGUAUACACAUAUGGAAGACAUGACAUUAAUCCUAGGGCAGUUGAAUAGGCUCAUCAACAACAUACACACAGUAAGUUAAGUAGACUCUUUGCUUUUAAAAAUGCUGUAUGAAAGCCUUGUUAAAGCUAUUUCACCGUGUCUGAUUUAACAGAUUUUUUUUUUUUUUUUGCCAUUAUGGGAUGUCAGUGACCCUAUAAGGGACUGUAGAAAAAUUAUUAGGAGGGAAAAGGUGGUCAUUAAAGGGUGAAGGCGAUGUAGUUUGUUCUUCAAGUGAAGUGAGAGGAGUUGGACUUUUUUUCCAAGAGAGCAGGGGGGAUCAUUUCUUGUUAUUUCAGCCUUCCCUUGCAAGAUAAUUAAAAAAAAAAAAGGUUAAAAUAGUUGCAAAUGAUGGGUUUAAUGUGCACAGUGGUUCAUAAAGACGCCCCUUCUCAUACACUGAGGACACGGGAACAUAUUAAUAAUGCUGGCGAGGUCCUUGCUUUUUGUUUUUUUGAGUGAAAUGUAAGACUCAACCCCCCUCCUCACCCCUAUAAUUUUCAUACAGUCCGAACCCUGAUCUGACCAGUGUGCAUUCACUCUCCUUUUAUGCCCUCUUGCACCGUGAACGUGUGGACCAGCACCUUUCUGUAAGCAGGCAUUAAAAACAAAAAAAAGAUUUGAUGUCUGGUCGGGUCCUUAUAUUUUGUAUAAACUUUACACAGUCUAGACUCAAUUUAAAAGUUGGCAACAGGCUGACAGUCACAGGUGUUAAAAGCAGCUGCCGUCUGCUCUCAGCUGGAAAGGACACCUCUUUUUCUGUUCUGUCUGCUAUCUAUGAAUAAAAUCAUUUGUUAGAGGA
Molecule: messenger RNA, 2136 nt
Organism: Seriola aureovittata
Lineage: Eukaryota; Metazoa; Chordata; Actinopteri; Carangiformes; Carangidae
Gene: sec22bb
Product: SEC22 homolog B, vesicle trafficking protein b
Exons: 5
Coding region: 140-787 (215 amino acids)
Biological process (GO): endoplasmic reticulum to Golgi vesicle-mediated transport; retrograde vesicle-mediated transport, Golgi to endoplasmic reticulum; vesicle fusion with Golgi apparatus
Cellular component (GO): endoplasmic reticulum-Golgi intermediate compartment; Golgi membrane; SNARE complex
Molecular function (GO): SNAP receptor activity
Source: RefSeq, a predicted model, not a curated record